Molecule: messenger RNA, 2799 nt
Organism: Tigriopus californicus
Lineage: Eukaryota; Metazoa; Arthropoda; Copepoda; Harpacticoida; Harpacticidae
Product: frizzled-7-A-like
Exons: 4
Coding region: 592-2328 (578 amino acids)
Biological process (GO): canonical Wnt signaling pathway; non-canonical Wnt signaling pathway
Cellular component (GO): plasma membrane
Molecular function (GO): Wnt receptor activity; Wnt-protein binding
Source: RefSeq, a predicted model, not a curated record
CCCGUGGCAAUGAUGAUUCCUGCCCGGCCCAUCGGCCCGAUGAACGGACCUAGUCAGUGAUGUUAUCAUUGGAAAGCCACAAGAAAGCCUAAUAACCGAGUGAGAACGGUUGGCUAGGAGUUAGUGUUUGGCCAUAGCAGCUGAUUGGGUAACUACCGUAACUACCCCUGGCCCAGCCCGUGGCAAGCAGCGCCUCUACCAUCAGAAACCACAGCCCAAGCCCGUGUGUUGUCAGCUGUCACCCCUCGGCUGGUCAAACUGUUAGGCCUGACUGGCCGUCAUGCCGUACAGGCAGCACAGGCUGACUGACGGCUGUAUGUAUGGUGUUAGUCUCUGAUUCUCAUCUCACGAAUCUCAUUCAGUGGGUGGGUUGAGAAAAUCGUUGGAACGCUAGCCUUGCCCUAGUCCCACCUAGGUAGUGCUCCGGUCCUGGCCUGAGGGGUUCUAGAUUGGGGUCCCGAGACCGGUUAGCCCCGUUUGUGGCCUCUUCGUUGUGGCGUCCUUUGGGCAAAGGAGUUAGGAGGAUGUGGCCCGUCCUGGCCCCUCGUCGUGGGUUGUGAGCGGGCUCUCUGACUCACGCUGGUCCGAGUCAUGGGGCGUCCGCAGGCGGCGUGGUGCACAGCCUGGGUGCUCAGCCUGGGCCUGAGCGUGUGGGCCGCGUCGGAUUCGGCGGGUGUGGUGUUGCAAUCGCCGCAAUGCGAGCUCAUCACCAUGGACCAAUGCCAACACGCCCUCUGGACCAAUACCACCUUCCCCAACCUGAUGGGUCACCUGGACCAGGAGACGGCGGGUCAGCAAUUGCGGCAGUACGCGCCGCUCAUCAGCAUCAAAUGCUCGCCGGACGUGUUGACCUUCUUGUGCUCGAUGUACGCCCCCGUGUGCACCAUCAUGCAGGUCCCGCCCUGUCGCGAGUUGUGUCUGUCGGUGAAGGCCGGCUGCGAGAAGAUCAUGAACCAAUUCAACUACGACUGGCCCGACGCCUUUGCCUGCCACCAUUUCCCGCCGGACGGCACUGAGGGACAGCCUUGUAUGAACAAGCCGCUUUUGAACCAGGCCCAACAGCCGCUCUACGAGAGCUCAUGGGCUCAACUGCCCAACUACGGUCACUCGCCGCAGAUAACGGCUCGACCGGCCGUGGGACCCGGUCGUGGCGGGGCGCUCGCCAACUUCACCUGUCCCGUCCAGCUUCAGAUGCCGCGAGAGUUCGAGUACCGCCUUCACAUCGGGUCCGAUCAGGUCAUCGCGGAUUGCGGAGCCCCGUGCUACCAUAACGUGACCUUUUUCAAUCGCGAUCAGAUCCAAUUCGCGCAAUCUUGGAUCGGCUCGUGGAGUGUGGUGUGUCUCAUUUCGUGCCUGGUCACGCUGCUCACCUACAUCAUCGAUCGGGGGCGUUUCCCCUACCCGGAGCGGCCCAUAAUCUACCUGGCCUUGUGCUACGGAUGCAUGGCUGUCAUCUAUUUGAUCGGAUUUGGACACGGCGAUAGCAUCGCGUGUAAUCCGGCCGUGCCCAAUCGCACCAUGAACUUCUUGGCCGAGAAGACCAUCAAACAAGGCACCUUGCACGAUUGGCGUUGUACGUUGAGCGCCAUGGGCCUAUACUUUUUCUUCAUUGCCGGAUCCUUGUGGUGGGUGAUCUUGACCAUCACGUGGUUCUUGUCCGCCGCCUUGAAGUGGGGCCAAGAGGCCAUCGAUGUGAAAAGUCAGUUCUUUCACACCGUGGCGUGGACUAUCCCCUCCAUUCUCACCAGUGCCAUGUUGAUCACCAAAAACGUUGAAGGUGAUGUGUUGUCCGGAGUGUGCUUUGUUGGGCUAUGGUCGCCCAGUAGUCUCCUGUACUUUCUCCUGGUGCCGUUGAUGAGUUGCCUCAUCUUGGGCUCGCUGUUCUUGGUGUUCGGCUACUUUUCACUCAUUCGCAUCCGAACUAUCAUGAAGCAAGAUGGCACCAAAACGGACAAGUUGGAGAGACUAAUGAUUAGAAUCGGUAUUUUCUCCAUCUUGUACACGUUGCCCGCAUUGACCAUCAUCAUUUGCUACUUAUACGAGCACAAACAUAUGUCGGAUUGGACUCAAAAAUGGCAAGAGACCAUUUGUCGCGAUCCAUUCUUCCAAGACAAGUGGCAAACUCCGUGCAGGUUUCCCGACAACCGUGUGCCCAACACUCCGGAUCCCAAGUUCAACGUCUUUCUCAUCAAGUAUUUUAGCAUUGCCAUGAUCGGCAUCAUUUCGGGCUUCUGGGUGUGGUGUGGCAAGACCUUGACCACUUGGAAGUCAUUCUUCCAGCGAUUGAGUGGCCAUCAAAAUAAGAAUGGCAACAGCGCUUACGUUUGAUCUCGCUACUUCAAAAGACUGCAGUCUAACACCUUUUCGGCUAUUAAGCCGCUGGCCUCGCUUCUGAGCGCAUUAACGAAGAGAAGAGAGGUAGAGAGAAAGAGGCGGCUGACUACCCGUGUUUACAUUUUCCCCAUAAAGCUUUCUAAGCAGAGCUUUGGAAAAGAGGAAAAAAGAACCAAAAGAAACGUAUUCAGAGUAGAUUAAAUAUGAAGGCGAGUGCCAAAUCCAGCCUCCAUGGAGAAUGCAAGAGCAGAAAAGCAAAGUAGCCAAACUUCUCUCAAUUUCGCAUCCGAUGAUGAACAAUUUUAUGACGUGCAUUGCCUUUUUCUCUCGAAACUCCUUCCCAGGAAGAUAUAUUUCUCAUGUUACCAAUGUUUAUAUGUGUGUGUGUGUACGUACUCGUCAUUCAUGUCAAUCUGUCAUAUCGCUCCAUUAAGAAUAUUGGUCUCAAUACAUUAUUAACGUGAA